Molecule: messenger RNA, 1536 nt
Organism: Aspergillus terreus NIH2624
Lineage: Eukaryota; Fungi; Ascomycota; Eurotiomycetes; Eurotiales; Aspergillaceae
Product: tRNA threonylcarbamoyladenosine dehydratase
Exons: 3
Coding region: 1-1536 (511 amino acids)
Biological process (GO): cyclic threonylcarbamoyladenosine biosynthetic process
Cellular component (GO): mitochondrial outer membrane
Molecular function (GO): ubiquitin-like modifier activating enzyme activity; tRNA threonylcarbamoyladenosine dehydratase activity
Source: RefSeq, a predicted model, not a curated record
AUGUCUUCCUGGAUCCAGCGGCACGCUGGCUCCCAGCAGACGCAGCUUGCGGCCACAGCUGUAAUUUCGGGUGCUGCUGUCGCCGGCGCCAUCUUGGGCUACCAAGCACUCAGAAGAAAAGAAGCCGUUAGCGAGCUUAAAGCUUCCAUCCCCAACAUUGACGAGGAACACCAUGCUGAGAGGCUUACGAAGUUCGGAACGGCGGCCGCACUGAGCAAAGAAGACGAGCGCAGCGCAGCUCUUGCUCGUCGCGCCCAGCUGGGUGACUAUGAUGACGACCUCAUCCUCGAACAACUUGCGCGCAAUCGGGUUUUCCUUACCGACGAAGGCCUUGCGAAGCUCCGGGAAUCGUUCAUAAUUGUCGUGGGAUGUGGCGGUGUCGGAUCGCACGCCGCGGCGUCGCUCGUGCGAUCGGGCGUGGCUAAAAUCCGACUGAUCGAUUUCGACCAGGUCACACUCUCGUCGCUGAACCGCCAUGCUCUCGCCACGCUGGCGGACGUCGGAACGCCAAAAGUCCACUGCAUUCGCAAGCGAAUGGAACAGAUCACGCCGUGGACCAAGUUCGACUGUCGCAACCAGCUCUUUGGGGGGUCUGUCGCGGAGGAGCUGCUGGCGCCGUGGUCAUUCGACGACGCCGAUAAGGGACGGAAGCCGGAUUACGUGCUGGACUGCAUUGACAACAUCACCUCCAAGGUCGAGCUGCUGCACUACUGCCACUCGCACUCGAUCCCGGUGAUCUCGUCCAUGGGCGCAGGGUGUAAGUCGGAUCCAACGCGGGUGACGGUGGGCGACAUUUCCGUCAGCACCGAUGAUCGUCUGUCGCGUGCUACGCGACGACGGCUUAAGCCUUUGGGCGUGAGCACCGGGAUUCCCGUGGUGUUCUCGACCGAGCGACCUGGUCCCGGGAAGGCCACACUACUGCCCUUGGCAGAGGAAGAGUUCUCCAAGGGGGAGGUAGGGGAGCUGAGUGUUCUGCCGGACUUCCGUGCACGCAUCCUACCGGUGCUGGGAACGAUGCCAGCAGUGUUCGGGUACACCGUCGCGAACCAUGUUAUCUGCGACAUCGCAGGAUAUCCUAGAGACUACAAUGUGUCUGGAAAGGGACGAGAAAAGAUGUACGACAGCAUUUUGACUGCUGUCCAAGGGUAUACGGAACGGCUGGCCAGACAUGACGCUGGAGAGCAGAUUAUCGGCCUCCGCAUCCCCGUCAGCAAGGAUGAUGUCGGGUUCAUCGUGGAUGAGAUUUAUAGAGGCAAGAGUGCAAUCAGCGGUCUCACCAGUCGACUGACAAUUGUGCCUUGGGAGCGGCCCGCGGGUGGCUUUGUUGUUGACCCUGUAUAUGAAGGGGAAGGACAGAAGUGUCUCCCCUUGCGAUUGAAAGAUCUGGUUUGCAUGACCAAAGAAGAGGCUGCGGUCCACGAGAGAGAGGUUUUACUCGGCUCGAAGAAACCAGAAGAGUUCUAUGACUCCAAGGUCGUUGAGAAAGUGAAACAGCGGUCGAAGGAGGUGGAGCUUUACGAGAAUGACGCAUCAUGA